This is a messenger RNA of Fusarium oxysporum Fo47, 1020 nucleotides long. RefSeq lists its product as uncharacterized. The record is from RefSeq and is a predicted model, not a curated record. NCBI's taxonomy places the organism in Eukaryota, Fungi, Ascomycota, Sordariomycetes, Hypocreales, Nectriaceae. The transcript has a single exon. The coding region runs from base 1 to 1020 and encodes 339 amino acids.
AUGUCUCGCUACGCUGAAGUUCACGCCAAGCCCCAAGGUCCUGGUGACGCAAGACCUACAGCACUUCAAAUCGUCAAAGAUGAAGACCUUCUUGGCAAACUCAAAGGCACGGUCGUACUCAUCACAGGCGGCAACCAAGGUAUCGGCCUCGAAACCGCCCGAGCUCUUCACGCAACUGGAGCAACGGUUUAUAUCACCGCAAGAUCUCCAGAGAAGAUUGAUCAGGGCAUCAACGAUAUCAUGUCAUGGCCUGAAGCAAAGUCGGAGGCACCUGUAUACGGAAUCGAACUUAGGCUUGACUCGUUCAAGUCCGUACGAGCCGCUGCCGAAGACUUCCUGGCCAAGGCUGAUAAGCUGAACAUUCUUAUCCUCAACGCAGGAGUCAUGGCUACUCCUGAGGGUAGAACCGAGGAGGGCUUCGAGACCCAGUUUGGAACAAACCAUCUUGGACACUUUCUUCUGUUCCAACUUCUCAAGCCAGCUCUUCUGGCAGCCAUCACGCCUUCUUUCCAAUCACGUGUCAUCUCCGUCGCGUCAAAGGCUCACCGCUUUGGUGGUAUACGCUGGGAUGACUUCAACUUCGAGAAGGAAGCUUACAACCCUUGGCUCGCAUAUGCUCAAUCCAAAACGGCGAAUAUCUACUUCGCGACCGAGCUUGACAGACGGUAUGCCGAUCAAGGCCUUCACGGCUUGUCGGUGCAUCCUGGGUAUAUACUUACCAACCUGGGGAAAUAUGUUGAUCUGAGCACGAUUGACUUGGAUGGGCCUAUCAAGAAUGCUUUGAGGAACAAAGCUCAAGGCGCUUCUACGACUGUUUAUGCGGCAGUUAGUAAGGAAUGGGAGGGUCGUGGCGGGAAGUAUCUGGCUGAUUUCGUGGAGGAAAGACUGGUGAGGCCGGGUGUAGAGCCGACGUCGCCUGAGCUUGGACAUGCUGCAUGGAUCUAUGACGAGGAGGAAGAACGAAAACUCUGGGAGCUGUCGGAGAGGCUCGUUGGAUUGCAUACUUCCCAGGAAUACUAA